UCUGCCUAGCUUGCUAGCGGGUGGGAGGGAAGGGAACGCAGGUAGCUAUUCUCUCGUAAGCGCUGCCUCUGCAUGCACCGCGGGCGAUAGCGAUUGUGCAACCGAGCUGCCGUUACGGGGAGUAGAAUGUGUAGAAUGUGCUCUGAAGAACAAAGGGCCGGCCCCUAGCACGCAGGCUACGAGCGAGUCGUGGAGGAACGAGUCUCGGAGAAAUAGGGGAGCUAGACUUAAAUCAUCGACGCGCGACGCUUGGACGCGCGACGCUUAGAGGCGCGACACCUUGAGGAGCGAGACUUAGCGAGACUGCUAGUCUGAUUGCGGGGCUACAUCUGCGGUUGUGGCGGGAAAGAAAACCGGGGAGGUAGAGGUUGGCGGCAGGAAGAGCCGGGAGGAGGGCGGGAGAGAGAGAGGGAGGGAGAGGGAGAGCGGGAGUGUGUGCAUGGUGUGCGAGGCGAGCGAGGCAGCAGCAGCAGCAGCAGCGAGUGAGGGAGCAUGGCGGCGGGGGUGUUGCGCAGUUUGGACCAGGCGCGCACGCAGCUGUACCACUUCACCGCCAUCGUCAUCGCAGGACUCGGAUUCUUCACCGAUGCCUACGACCUCUUCUGCAUAUCGGGCGUGGCGCCUCUGCUGGGGCGCAUCUACUACUACAACCCCGCCAUGGACACACCGGGCCACCUGCCGGCUGCGGUCAACUCAGUGGUCACGGGGAUCGCGCUAGUGGGGGCAUUCUUCGGCAUGCUCUUUUUCGGUCGGCUGGGCGAUCGCUGGGGGCGCAAGCGAGUGUACGGCAUCACGCUCAUCAUCAUGAUGCUGGCAGCCGUGGGGCAGUCGCUCUCCUUCGGCUCCUCGCCCACGGCUGUCAUCGCCACUCUCUGCUUCUUCCGCUUCUGGCUCGGCUUCGGCGUGGGGGGGGACUACCCUCUCUCAGCUGUCAUCAUGUCAGAGUAUGCCAACACUAAGACGCGAGGAGGCUUCAUUGCUGCUGUCUUCGCCAUGCAGGGCAUGGGCAUACUAGCAGCGGCGCUCUUCACCAUGGCCAUCGGCUCCAUCUUCAACGCCGCCUUCCCCUCGCCGCCCUUUGACGAGGGUGCUACCGCCUCCGUGCCCCCCGAGGCCGAUUUCGCGUGGCGCAUCGUGCUGGCGGCGGGGGCCGUGCCCGCCGCACUCACCUUCUACUUCCGCAUGACGAUGCCCGAGACGCCCCGGUUCACGGCGCUCGUGCAGCGGAACGCGAAACAGGCAGCCAGAGACAUGGGGCAGGUGCUGCACUCCGCCUUUGAAGAGGCGGACGUGGAGAUCGAGCUGGCCACAGCCCCCCUGCGCACGUACAGCCUGCUCUCGCGCGAGUUUCUGCAGCACCACGGGGUGCACCUGCUGGCCACUGCGGCGUGCUGGUUCCUGGUGGACGUGGCGUACUACUCGCAGAACCUGUUCAAUCGGGACCUGUUCACGGCUAUUGGGUGGGUGGCGCCGCCCUACAGCAUGAACGCGCUCAAGGAGAUGUACGAGCUCUCCAAGGCCACGGCUCUCAUGACCCUGUGCGCCACUCUCCCCGGCUACUGGGUAACCGUGUUCACAGUGGACAAGCUCGGCCGGGUCUUUGUGCAGCUGCAGGGCUUCUUCUUCAUGACCAUCUUCAUGGGCCUCUUCGCCGGCUUCUACCCUAUCCUCCACGGGGACCCCUGCACCCUCCCCUGCACACCCACCCCCACCGCCCCGUGCCCGGACCCCCCACUCGAGGACCCAAGUCACACCACCUGCGGGGGAAAUCCGAUCGCGCUGCUAUGUCUCUACGCGCUCACCUUCUUCUUUGCGAAUUUCGGGCCCAACAGCACCACGUUUAUCAUUCCUGCGGAGCUCUUUCCCGCCCGCUUCCGCUCCACCUGCCAUGGUAUCAGCUCGGCAGCAGGGAAGCUGGGCGCGAUCGUGGGGUCGUUCGGGUUCGUGUACGCGUCGCAGGAGGCUGCAUCGCACGAGGCAGCGUACGAAGCAACCAGUUCGAAUUUCGGGUAUCCGCCGGGGAUUGGCGUGCAGAAUACCAUGUAUAUUCUCAUGGCUUCUGCUGCCGUGGGGUUUCUGUGCACUUUCCUGCUGCCGGAAACGAAGCAGCGUUCGUUAGAGGAGAUUUCGGGGGAGAUGGUAGAGAGUGACGAGGAGGAGGAGGAGGAGGAGGAGGAGGAGGAGGAUGAGGAUGAAAGAGGUGAGUACCCAGAGCAGGAGAUAGAGGCUUCACACGGGGUAAUGUUGGGGUAUAGAUGUGAGGAGCAGGAGGAAGGGGAGGAGGGGGAGGAGGAGGAUGAGGAGUUAACAUUGGAGGAGUUAGGGCUCGGGGGGCUGGUUCUAGAGGAGCGCGCGGAGGACGAGGAGGGGCAUAUGCCAGUGGGAGAGGUGUGCAUGGGUGGGUUGGAGUUACCAGGUGGGAGCAUGCAUGUGUAUGAAGGUGUGGAUGUACAUAGGAUCUAUGAUUGGUCCUUCAGUGGUCACAGAAGGUGAGGUGAACGAACUCAGGGCAAUAUAACUCUUAUCUUAUCCUUGAAUGGUAAUGAUUUGUUAUGUAUAGUAGACGCUUUCCUCCUUGUCCCUGGUUUGGCAUUGUGCGUCGUUUUUCAAUAUUAAAAUUUAGCAUGUCAA
Messenger RNA from Closterium sp. NIES-67, 2631 nucleotides. The record is from the annotation of a GenBank genome assembly. NCBI's taxonomy places the organism in Eukaryota, Viridiplantae, Streptophyta, Zygnematophyceae, Desmidiales, Closteriaceae.